Brenthis ino (lesser marbled fritillary) is the source of this 753-nucleotide messenger RNA. The record is from the annotation of a GenBank genome assembly. NCBI's taxonomy places the organism in Eukaryota, Metazoa, Arthropoda, Insecta, Lepidoptera, Nymphalidae.
AUGGCUAUGAGGUUAAUCGAAUCUGAUUCAUGUAUUAAGUUUCAAGAAGAACCUCUUAAACCUACUGGCAAUAAGACUUGGAUACAUAUAACUAAUCCUAACAAGGCGAGAGAAUGCGUUCAUGAACCUGUGUUUAUGCAGAGUGGAGAAAUAAUGCUGACUUUAGGCUACGAUUGCCUUAAAUAUAGAGAUAUAUUACAUUCCCUUCUUCAUGCGAUUGGUUUCCAAGACGAAGUGACGCAUCCUCACCGCGACAAAUAUAUUAGAGUGCUGUGGAACAAUAUCCUGCCUGCCUAUCGCCAUUUAUUUAUUAAAGAACCAAUUGAUUCUGUCAGAAGCUCUGUGGAAUAUGAUCCUCUUAGUAUAAUGCACUUCCAUGAACGCGCUUACAGCAUAAAUGGGAAAGCCACAAUCAUACCUUUGGAACCCGGGCUUUUAAUAUAUCCAUCUGAAGGUUUAUCACAACUCGACAAAAUGCGGUUACAAUUAUAUUUUGGUCAUGAGUGCAACAGACGGAAAGUAAAUGAUUUAUUAAAUUCUUGUAAGAUGACUUUACGGGAGCAGAGUAUAAAUUUGACAAGUAGCGAAGACAAGAAAAAUAAAUUAUCAAAGGAUAUUGGUGAAAAUGAUGAACAUUUAAAAGUAGAAAAGGAAAAUGGCGAUGUUAAUGGCGACAGUAGUAAAAAAGAAAAUGACGAGGAGCACGAUGAUGAGGAAGAUAAUGAAGACAAUAACGAUAAUAAGGAUAGUACC